AAGAAAAUAAUGGAGUGGAAUAAGAAAAAUCAUGAAAUGAUGUUGUUGUUGUUAUUAGUGGUUGCUUUUACUGCUCUCACCGCUAAAGCUAACAUUGGGCAUUACGAUGAGGUGUGGCAGCAGCGAGCCGCGGAGGCGCAGAAGGCCGCUCACUACGCCUAUCACCCUAAUCCCGAAAACGUCACAAAUCAUUUCAACGAGAAUGUACACAUGUCAACGAAUGAGAAUAGCACAAGGAGGGGCUUAAAUAACAAACCCAAGUACAAAGGUCCAUGCAUGGCCACAAACCCCAUUGAUAAAUGCUGGAGAUGCAACAAAAACUGGGCCAACAACCGGAUGAAGCUAGCCGACUGUUCUCUGGGCUUCGGCCGCAACGCCAAGGGAGGAAAAGGAGGCAAGAUAUACAUCGUCAACGAUCACUCCGACAAAGAUCUCAUCAACCCUAAGCCCGGAACCCUCCGCCACGCCGUCAUCCAGCCCGGCCCGCUCUGGAUCAUCUUCGGCCACUCCAUGGUCAUCAGGCUGACCGAGGAGCUCCUCAUGACCAGCUGGAAGACCAUCGACGGCCGCGGCACCGAAAUCCACAUCACCAACGGCGCCGGCAUCACUCUCCAGUACAUCAGCCACGUCAUCAUCCACAGCCUCCACAUCCGCGACAUUAAGGCCGGCAACGGCGGCAUGAUCAGAGACUCCGUCAACCAUUACGGGCUCCGGACCCGGAGCGACGGGGACGGGAUUUCAAUCUUUGGGUCUACAAAUGUUUGGAUCGACCAUGUCUCCAUGUCCAAUUGUGUGGACGGGGUGAUUGAUGCUGUUCAGGCUUCCACGGCUAUCACCAUAUCGAAUUGCCAUUUCACGCGGCAUAAUGAGGUUUUGUUGUUUGGGGCGAGUGGGAGCACUAAGGAGGAUAAAGUGAUGCAGAUUACGCUGGCGUUUAAUCACUUUGGGCAUGGAUUGGUUCAGAGAAUGCCGAGAGUGAGGUAUGGGUUCGUCCACGCCGUCAAUAAUGAUUAUACACACUGGCUUAUGUACGCCAUUGGUGGCAGCCACCAACCAACUAUCCUUAGCCAAGGCAACCGCUUCAUUGCUCCUCCCAACGGUCACGCCAAAGAGGUGACAAAAAGGGAAUAUGCACAACAGAGUGAGUGGAAAAACUGGGCGUGGAGAUCACAGGGUGACCUGAUGAUGAAUGGUGCAUUUUUCAUUCAAUCUGGAAAUCCCAAGCAUGUGUUUCCCAGCGAUAAUUCUAUCAAGCCUUUGCCGGGAAAUUUUGUGAACAAGUUGACACAAUUUUCUGGCCAUUUACACUGCAUUGUGGGGAAGCCUUGUUGA
Molecule: messenger RNA, 1332 nt
Organism: Ipomoea triloba (trilobed morning glory)
Lineage: Eukaryota; Viridiplantae; Streptophyta; Magnoliopsida; Solanales; Convolvulaceae
Product: pectate lyase-like
Exons: 3
Coding region: 10-1332 (440 amino acids)
Molecular function (GO): pectate lyase activity
Source: RefSeq, a predicted model, not a curated record